This is a messenger RNA of Nezara viridula (southern green stink bug), 1156 nucleotides long. The record is from the annotation of a GenBank genome assembly. Lineage: Eukaryota; Metazoa; Arthropoda; Insecta; Hemiptera; Pentatomidae.
GGUACUUGGAAGUCACGUUUCUCGUAAACCUUCUCUUAUAGGUUAUAUUUAUUUCUUACAGUUCUGUUCAAACUAAUUCUUUCAGAUAUGAAACCUUUAAUGUUACACGGCCAUGAAAGGGCCAUCACCCAAAUCAAGUACAAUAGAGAAGGAGACUUAUUAUUCUCUUCAGCCAAAGAUCACUGUCCUAAUGUUUGGUAUUCUCUUAAUGGCGAAAGGCUAGGUAACUUCAUUGGACAUAUUGGUGCUGUAUGGUGUCUUGACAUCAACUGGGAAAGCACUAAAUUUAUGUCUGGUGCUGCUGAUAACACCCUAAAAUUAUGGGACUGUUCUAAUGGUGUAGAGAUUGGAAAUAUUAACACCAAAUCAACUGUGAGGACAUGUGUCUUCAGUUAUUCAGGCAACUUGGCUGCUUAUUCCACUGAUACUCAGAGGAAACAAAUUUGUGAAAUCAAUGUAAUUGACUGUAGGAUUAGUGACUCGUUUGGUUCCGAACCAAUACUGUGUAUACCAGUACCAGAGUCAAAGGUGACGGCAUUAUUUUGGGGCCCUCUGGACGAAAUGGUCGUCACUGGACAUGAAAACGGAAAAAUUACUCAAUGGGAUAUGAGGACUGGAAAACAGUUGAACCAGAUCGAUGGUCAUUCUGGUUCUAUUAAUGACAUGCAACCUUCCAAAGAGGGAAUGAUGUUCAUUACCGCAUCUAGCGAUCACACAUCCAAACUCUUUGAUACUGAACAGUUGUUAAAUCUUAAAACCUAUGUUACUGAACGACCUGUUAAUAGUGCAUCAAUCUCACCUAUAUUAGAUCAUGUUGUUCUUGGCGGUGGUCAGGAAGCUUCAGUUGUAACAACUACAUCGACAAGAGUAGGAAAAUUCGAUGCAAGGUUUUAUCACAUGGUUUUUGAAGAAGAGUUUGGUAGAGUAAAAGGACAUUUUGGUCCUAUUAAUUCGCUUGCAUUUCAUCCAGACGGCAGAUCCUAUGCCAGCGGAGGAGAGGAUGGUUACGUUAGAGUUCAUUACUUUGAUCCUUCUUAUUUUGAAUUUACAUUUGAUUGUUAAGUAUUGUAUUUUAUUGCUUUUUGUAAAAAAUAAAAUCAGUAAAAAAUUAAAUUUUUGGUUGUACAUUCCCUAAUGGGUCUCCAUUUUAUGAUAA